AUGAUUUUUCCAAUAACCCAAUCUCCCCUAAAUUUAUCUAUCUAUCUAUCUAUCUAUCUAUCUAGUCAAGAUAUAUCUAUCUAUCUAUCUAUCUAUCUAUCUAUCUAUCUAGCCUCGCAGUCACAAGAGGAGCGUUCCAACUGCUUAGCUGGGAAAGCUGCCUACAGGGCUUCGUUGGAAUCAAGGCUCAAGAAUGCACAACGGUCAAGAAUGAACGCACAGGCUGCAGCAAUCGCCUCCGUAUCUCGGGCUUCCGAGACUCAUCAUCAAAGGAUUCUUCGUAACGUAAGAAACGCUGCUGCCACUGCGAAAUCAAAGGCAAUAGAGACACUUGACAGCAGGCGCGCCCGUCAAUCCAGGGACGCUGCUGCAACAGCGACCAAUAUGACUGCUUUCAACGGCUGCUGCAAACAUGGCCGCUGUGCGCUUAUCCCAAACUCCCCAAGCUCGCCGCAUAUGCCUCGAUGGCGACAUUCAGCGCCUUGCGGUCGUCCGUGA
This is a messenger RNA of Acanthosepion pharaonis, 498 nucleotides long. The record is from the annotation of a GenBank genome assembly. Lineage: Eukaryota; Metazoa; Mollusca; Cephalopoda; Sepiida; Sepiidae.